UAUAAAGAAUUUCCCAUUUUCAGGAAAUUCAAACCCGAGACUCUAAUUAAGGGUUAAGGGACCCCGUCCAUUCCACCACAUCGGUUGUGAUUGAGACCAACUUUAGUUCAAGGAAAUUGCUUCUCACCAGACCAGCAAAGCUGUGACAUCAUUCAGGUUCAAACCAAUCUUGAAUCUUUUUCUCCAAGAAUACAUUAUAUAAACCUCCAGUGACUAUCAAGAUCUCAGAAAGCAAAAACAAGUUUCCACUGAAACAUAGAGUCAAAAGUUCUCAGUAACCCAAGUGAAGGAAAUUAUGAAGAGUGCAGAGUUAGUAUUCAUUCCUGCUCCUGGGAGGGGUCACCUUGUAUCCACUCUGGAGAUGGCAAAGCAACUAGUAGACAGAGAAGAUCAACUUUCCAUCACAGUUCUUAUCAUAAAACUUCCCAGUGAGACAAAAGUUCCAUCAUAUACUAAAUCUCUGUCCUCACACUACGCUUCUCGCAUAAAAUUGCUUGAACUUUCUCAACCUGAGACGUCAGUUAAUAUGGAGAGUGAUACUCAUCCCAUAAAUUUUAUAUCCAAGUACAUCAACAGCUUCAAAGAUCGUGCCAAAGAUGCUGUUGCUGAUAUCUUUAAUUUGUCUACCUCUGUGAAGCUCGCGGGAUUUGUAGUAGACAUGUUCUGCACUUCAAUGAUUGAUGUGGCGAACGAGUUUGGAGUCCCAAGUUAUCUCUUCUACACUUCUGGUGCAGCUAUGCUUGGACUCCAAUUCCAUUUUCAAAGUCUAAUAAGCAAUGAACGCAGCGCGAUAGUGCAUAAUUACCUCGACUCUGAAUCAGAAGUACCGAUCCCAACUUACGUUAACCCAGUUCCAGUCAAAUGUUUGCCUGGGAUUAUCCUAGACAACGAUGAAAGUAGCACCGUGUUCCUCAAUCAUGCACGAAGAUUCAGGGAGACGAAAGGGAUUAUGGUGAACACUUUCGUUGAGCUUGAGUCGUACGCUUUGAAAGCUCUCUCUGAUGAUGAGAAAAUCCCACCAAUCUAUUCAGUUGGGCCUAUUCUAAACCUUGGAGGUGGUAAUGAUGGUCAUGGAAAAGAAUAUGAUUCGAUUAUGAAGUGGCUUGAUGACCAGCCUAAUUCAUCAGUGGUGUUCCUCUGCUUCGGAAGCAUGGGGUGUUUUGAAGAAGAUCAGGUGAAGGAAAUAGCAAAUGCUCUAGAGAGCAGUGGCUACCGGUUCUUGUGGUCGCUAAGGCAACCGCCACCAAAAGACAAGCUACAGUUCCCAAGCGAAUUCGAGAAUCUUGAGGAAGUUUUGCCGGAGGGAUUCUUGCAAAGGACUAAAGGAAAGGGAAAGGUGAUAGGAUGGGCCCCGCAGGUGGAUAUUUUAUCUCAUCCUGCAGCAGGAGGAUUCGUGUCGCAUUGUGGGUGGAAUUCGACUCUGGAGAGUGUUUGUAGUGGGGUGCCGAUGGCAACAUGGCCAGUGUAUGCAGAGCAACAGAGCAAUGCGUUUCAACUAGUGAAGGAUUUGGGGAUGGCAGUGGAGAUUAAGAUGGAUUACAGGAAAGAUUUGAACAGCAGAAACCCAACAGUACUGGUGAAAGCAGAGGAGAUAGAAAAUGGUAUUAGGCAGCUGAUGGAUUCAGAGAAUAAAAUCAGGGCCAAGGUGAGGGAUAUGAAGGAGAAAAGCAAAGCAGCAAUCAUGGAAGGUGGUUCAUCACAUGUAGCUCUAGGGCAAUUUGUUGAGACUGUCAUGAAGAUCUAAUUGAUCAUGCCUUCACCAGUACUAUCAUCAGUCAUGCAUGAUUUUUCUUUAAAUAAAGCAGAGAUGCACUUAUGUAUUUGCAGUCCUGGAGAGCAGCUUGUUCUAAUUUCAAAUGCAAUACAGUUUCUAUGUUCUAUCCUUUAA
Lycium ferocissimum is the source of this 1888-nucleotide messenger RNA. RefSeq names its product anthocyanidin 3-O-glucosyltransferase 2-like. Bases 296 to 1744 code for a protein of 482 amino acids. Gene Ontology annotation, molecular function: UDP-glycosyltransferase activity. Lineage: Eukaryota; Viridiplantae; Streptophyta; Magnoliopsida; Solanales; Solanaceae. The record is from RefSeq and is a predicted model, not a curated record. The transcript has a single exon.